Molecule: messenger RNA, 708 nt
Organism: Aspergillus tubingensis
Lineage: Eukaryota; Fungi; Ascomycota; Eurotiomycetes; Eurotiales; Aspergillaceae
Product: DNA-directed RNA polymerase core subunit RPB5
Exons: 3
Coding region: 1-708 (235 amino acids)
Biological process (GO): DNA-templated transcription
Cellular component (GO): RNA polymerase II, core complex; RNA polymerase I complex; RNA polymerase III complex
Molecular function (GO): DNA-directed RNA polymerase activity; DNA binding
Source: RefSeq, a predicted model, not a curated record
AUGGACGAGGACUACUCUGCAGGCUCCGUGGACGCCGACCGCGAGAUGACCAGACUCUGGCGCACAUGGAGGACAGUCUUUGAGAUGCUUCUGGAUCGUGGCUACGAGGUGACAGAAGAUGAAGUGCAAAUGCCUCUUCACGAAUUCAAGCAAAAAUAUUCCGACCCUCUAGGAUACCCCGACCGCAACAAGAUGAAAAUCAGCGCCCGGCCCACGGAAGCCAUGCAAGCGAAAUACACGCCCCUGCCUAGCAAAUCGAACCCGAACCCCCAGCCGGACUGCGGCACCAUCUACGUCGAAUUCUGCCCGGACUCGACCGGCGUCGGUACCAAGCAAGUGCGUACCUUCAACCACUUCGUCGACGAGAACAACUUCCACACCGGCGUGUUCAUCACCCAGACUCCCAUCUCGCCGUCUGCUGUGCGCCUGCUGAGCAGCAUGCCCGGCCGCAUCUGCGAGCAUUUCCAGGAGCAGGAUCUGCUGGUCAACAUUACCCGUCACGAACUGGUCCCGAAACACGUUUUGCUUAGCCCCGAUGAGAAGGCCCGUUUGUUGGAACGUUACCGUCUGAAGGAGUCGCAGUUGCCUCGUAUACAGGUGUCUGAUCCUGUUGCUAGAUACCUGGGUCUGCGCAGAGGUCAGGUCGUCAAGAUUAUUCGCAGAAGUGAGACGGCUGGUCGGUAUGCUAGUUAUCGGUGGGUUAUAUAA